AUGGCAUGCGAUCUUGAAGCGGCUCGGAUUACCUCAUUACCAGGGGAGGCUUUCUACAUCGCGGAUUUCAUCUCGGAGGAUGAAGAGGAGUGCUUACUGCAGAAGGUGGCAUCGGCACCACUGCCACGUUGGACUCAUCUAUCACACCGCCGCCUUCAAACCUGGCCAUCGGCCCUCACAAAAUCAAAUACCCUACUUGAAUCAGACCUGCCAUCGUGGCUGAUAUCUCCCAUCAUCGAGCCAAGAUUCAACGCGCUGGGCAUCUUCAAGGGUGCGCCGCACGGUACACCAAACCACGUACUCAUCAAUGAAUACCAUCCAGGGCAAGGCAUCAUGCCACACGAAGACGGGGCGGCUUAUCACCCACUCGUCGCAACAGUGAGUCUGGGGGCGCCGAUCGUGCUCGAUAUCUACGAGAAGAACUCGAAGCACCCUGCGGAGCAAGGUGGAGAACGUGACCACCCGCAUAUCAGAAAGCCACAGUUCCGCAUCCUACAGGAAAGACGAAGUUUACUAAUCACGAGAGGUCUGCUGUACACAGAGUUCUUGCAUGGUAUUGCAGAAACGUGCAGGGAUGAGGACCUGGGGCCUCAGUCGGUUUGUAAUUGGCAUCUCCUGCGGGAGAAGGAUGCGUUUCUUGUUGGUGGGUAUGAUCGGCAGACGAGGACUAGUCUCACAUAUCGGGAUGUAUUGAAGGUUGCGAAGAUGGGUAAUACGUUGAAGUUUCUGAGUGGCAAAUGA
This is a messenger RNA of Penicillium manginii, 741 nucleotides long. RefSeq lists its product as uncharacterized. The coding region runs from base 1 to 741 and encodes 246 amino acids. The record is from RefSeq and is a predicted model, not a curated record. NCBI's taxonomy places the organism in Eukaryota, Fungi, Ascomycota, Eurotiomycetes, Eurotiales, Aspergillaceae. The transcript has 2 exons.